Molecule: messenger RNA, 1604 nt
Organism: Mya arenaria
Lineage: Eukaryota; Metazoa; Mollusca; Bivalvia; Myida; Myidae
Product: tryptophan 2,3-dioxygenase-like
Exons: 12
Coding region: 227-1474 (415 amino acids)
Molecular function (GO): metal ion binding; L-tryptophan 2,3-dioxygenase activity; heme binding
Source: RefSeq, a predicted model, not a curated record
GUAGUGUUGAGUGGUUUGUUUGGAUGCGUCGGCAGAUUAUCUACAGAUAAAUCAUUGUUUUUGUUUUGUUUGUUAAUAACUCGUAAUCAGAUCUAAAAUUUGGAAUGGCUUCAAAUUGACCUCCAGCGAGGUCAAUUGCGAAUGUGCGCACAGACGAAGGGAACAGUUAUAUAUGUGUUUGUGACUGAUAAAUAAGGAGUGGAAAAUUGUUGAAAACACCACAACAAUGGCAGAAAAGAAGCUGAACUACAAGAACUAUUUGCAGUUGGACAAGCUGCUGGACUGUCAGCUCAUCCAGAGCAAGGCGGCUGGAAACACCGUCCAUGACGAGCACCUGUUCAUCAUUACACAUCAGGCGUACGAGCUGUGGUUCAAGCAGAUUCUUUACGAGAUCGAUUCAGUCCGCGUGCUCUUUGACACACCAGCCAAGACGCUGGACGAAGGCAAGACACUGAACAUCAUCAACCGCUUGGGCCGAGUGUCCCUUAUACUGAAGCUUUUGACGGACCAAUUUCAGAUUUUGGAAACCAUGACACCGUUGGACUUUCUCGAGUUCAGGGGUUAUCUCUCGACGGCGUCCGGCUUCCAGAGCUUACAGUUCCGCCUUGUAGAAAACAAACUGGGAUUGCAAGAUGACAACCGGAUCAAGUACAACCAGCAGCACUACCGGGGCGUGUUUUGCGCACACGCGGACGUGACCGCCCUAGAAGACUCAACCGGAAAUCCAUCUCUCUUCAAACUUGUUGAGGCGUGGCUAGAGCGGACCCCAGGUCUCGUGAAGCACGAGUUCAACUUUUGGGGCAAGUACCGGAAGGCUGUCAACCGUUGGAUAGAUGAAUGUUGGCUCAAGCCCGCACUGGCUGAAGAAGACCCCAUUGUUCGCGAAACCCGGAUGUUGGAGUACCGGAAACAAGUCGAGACAUUCGAGUCGAUAUUCGACCCCGAGAAGCACCAGGUCCUCGUGGAGAGAGGAGACCGGCGGUUCAGCCACCGGGCGUCGCAGGGUGCUCUGAUGAUCUCGCUGUACCGGGACGAGCCGCGCUUCCACCAGCCGUUCCACAUGCUUUCUCUCCUUACAGACAUUGACUCGCUCAUGACCAAGUGGAGGUCAAACCACGUGACCAUGGUACAGAGGAUGAUCGGCAGUAAGAUGGGGACGGGCGGUUCCUCCGGUUACCAGUACCUCCGCUCUACAGUCAGCGAUCGGUACAAGGUUUUCUUGGACCUCUUCAACUUGUCGGCCUUCCUUAUACCACGUGACUUCAUCCCGCCGCUGACGUCAUCAAUGAAACGCAGAUUGAGCGUCCUUUCGCACGAGCAACUGGACGAAGUAGACGCUGAAUACCAGCUGGACAUUUCCGAUGACGAAACAGACGAUUCUGGAAUCUGUCCUCAUAGCAACACAGGAAAUGACGUCACAGAUAUCGAAAAUGGAAUGAAGGAAGUCAAGGUUACCUUUGACCUUAAAAUAUAGAGCAGGUCUACAAUGUGUUGCUUUCAAUAUGACUUAUUUCUUGAAUUGUAAGGAAAUUACGUUAUAUACGCAGUGAAUACACGUUUAAGUUGUAUCCUAUUUUAGUGUAAUUUUACUGAAUCAAGCCAUA